GCGGCCACUGACGACGAGGGGCAACUCCGCAAGAGACACGCACCAUUUCAAGUUGUGGAAGCCGGAGAGAGGCCAUUGCAUUAGGCACACCGCCAUCCAGUUCAUCCUUUACGUACAGUAACAGCAAGACAGAGAACAGGACACGCCGUACGUCGGAGGGCAAUACUAGGUAGCUGUGCUGCCUGACCCCAAUCCCAGCGACCAUACAAUCCCCAGUCACUACAAGACGCCGCAGUCUCGCUUACUACUACUAGUAGCACUUCAUUGACUACUAUCGCACUGCAUUCCUCGUCUGUCUUCCCAUCGAUCAAUCCCCCCCAUUCCGCCUAUGUUUUGAUUCCUUUGCAAAACCAUACUCGUAUACGACUCCGCCGCAAUGUUCGGCAUCAUAGCAGACCUCAUCGCAUCUGUAACAUCGAUCCUUCUACCAGCUUACCUGUCCUACAAAGCGCUGCGGACCAACGAUGCAGCCCAAACGCACCCAUGGCUAAUCUACUUCACCAUUCUGUCACUAACACUCCUCUUCGAAUCAUGGACUCUAUUCAUCAUCGGCUGGGUUCCGUUCUACUCAUGGAUCCGCCUGAUUUUUUUGCUCUAUCUUGUCCUCCCACAGACCCAGGGCGCCAAAGUCCUAUAUCUCGACUACCUGGAGCCAUACAUCGUGCACCACGAGACGCGGAUUGACAGGUUCAUCGGCGAGGCACAUGAGCGACUUCAACAGAUGGGACUGGGGUAUUUGAACAUUGUGAUUGAAUUCCUUCGAGACAAGGUGCUCGGUCAAAAGAGUCCACAACAGCAGCAGCAACAACAACAACAAACGACAGGCAGUACUAGCUAUGCAGGCUAUGCACAAGAUCUGCUCUCCCGCUUUGCCAUGCCAGGUGCACGAACAAAUGCCCCCACUCAACCCGGCACCACGUCCGCCGGUGUUUAUAGCAUGGUGUCGAACCUGGCCGGCGCAGCUUUUGCGGCCCGCUCCGCGCCUUCUGAAGAACCAGCAACAUCUAUCCCACCGUCUCUGUUUCAAGACAUUCCUGCCGGCGGCAGCUCGGCCGAGAAAUCAAACUACAUCUCGGCCCAGCGUGAACGACUGCUCAAUCUGCUCAAGGCUCUUGACAAGGAGCAACAGAACAUUGAUCUGGCCUAUGGGGGUGGUGGUGGUGCCCCGCAAACUCACAGCCGGUCCUUGAGCUCCGGCUCGGCUUCCGCGUCCGGCUUGAAGAACAAAUCUAUGAGUGAGCAGUCUUUUGAAAAUGUCGACUACGACGAUGCAAGACACCCUACUAUCAGUGGCAGUAGUAGUUCCUCAACCUCCAGUCCGGCAGCUAGUCCGCCCAAGGCCGGAGGUCGAAGAACAACUAGUGGCGGCUGGAUUCCUACCGGCGUGGCUGGCUGGUUUGGCGGAAGUGGUAGUGGAGACGUCCACAAAGAAAAAGACGGCGAUGAUUUGUCCCAGAGGGCUUCCAAGGGUUGGGCCGCUGCCAGGGACAUCACUGAGGAAUUGGCACGCGGCACGAGCAGUGGCGUCGAUACCGGCAGAUGAUGAAUGUGCGGCACCAUCGGAACAUGGGCGCCAUGUUCAAGUUUCUGCCCGAUAGCCACUUUACAGUAUAGCUACUGUCCUAUGUCCGCCUACUGGUACUAGGGACAAGUGUAUGACUAAAAGUCGGUGACCUGUUCGCGCAGAUCUCAACGAGGCCAGACUAUUUAGGGCCAGCCAAAGUUGUUCAAUUCCUCGAGCAUAUAAAAUAUCAGGUCAAGUCCACAUCAUAUCCGGCCCCACUAUCAGUCAGAGGUCCUUAUGAUGAUGAUGAUGACGACGCCGAACAUAUCGAUUGCCUCCCACCCCUGAUGUGGUGUCUGCAUUCCAGAAAAACAAAAUCCAUGCCACAGUCAUGUAAUCGUAUCUCCAAAAUACCUAUACAUUCCAGCUG
This is a messenger RNA of Exophiala dermatitidis NIH/UT8656, 1934 nucleotides long. Its product is annotated as jumonji domain-containing protein 1. The coding region runs from base 377 to 1543 and encodes 388 amino acids. The record is from RefSeq and is a predicted model, not a curated record. The transcript has 2 exons. NCBI's taxonomy places the organism in Eukaryota, Fungi, Ascomycota, Eurotiomycetes, Chaetothyriales, Herpotrichiellaceae.